Messenger RNA from Xyrauchen texanus (razorback sucker), 1825 nucleotides. RefSeq names its product cytokine-inducible SH2-containing protein-like. NCBI's taxonomy places the organism in Eukaryota, Metazoa, Chordata, Actinopteri, Cypriniformes, Catostomidae. Gene Ontology annotation, biological process: phosphatidylinositol phosphate biosynthetic process; intracellular signal transduction. The record is from RefSeq and is a predicted model, not a curated record. Gene Ontology annotation, molecular function: 1-phosphatidylinositol-3-kinase regulator activity. The transcript is spliced from 3 exons. The coding region runs from base 527 to 1186 and encodes 219 amino acids. Gene Ontology annotation, cellular component: phosphatidylinositol 3-kinase complex.
ACAAACAAUAAAAAUCCCAAAUGAGUUAAGGAGCAUUCGGGUGCUCAUUCAUUACUCACGAGAUUGCUGUAUGCUUGAAUGAUAGACAGGGGAUUUAUUCUGUUACACAGAACUGUACUGGCAAUGGCGUCACAGGCGCUAAACAUGGGGGGAUUCUCAGAAAACAAAUUCUGAGAAGUCAGAUGAGAUGAACAAGCCAAACCCCGCAUUUUUCCGCUUCUUGUUGAGUUGUGGGCCAUGAGCUAUACAGAAACGCAGCUCAUUUUCGAGAACCGUGUCCACCUCCGCGUUAUCGUCUCGUGUAGUUUGUUAAAAACAUUCUUCACGCCGCGCGCACUUACAUGACAGACAGCGGCAGACUCAUCAUGACAUUAAUUAACAACCUUCGUAUGGUAGAGAAACAUAACUGAGCUGUUUUUUUGUCAUCAUUACAGGAACGCGAGAUUAUAUUUUAAAGCUUGAGUAAAACCUCAGGAACAAAGAAACUUUCAAGAUUCCGUCAGCCAUCAAACCGUUCAUCUUCACAAUGAUUCUGUGCGUUCAAGGCCCAAAAGCUCAUUUGCCUGAUACCUCCGAUCUGAUGGUCAGAUUUCCAAACUUCGCUUCUCCUCAUUGUAUCCAUGCUACAGUUACUUUAUGGAAACCUAGUAAUGAUUUUAGAGCCAUCACCAACAAUUUCUCCUAUUUGGAUACUGCAGGUUGGUACUGGGGUGCCAUCACUGCCAGCGAGGCCCACUCUGCCCUUCAGGGGGCAUCGGAGGGUACUUUCCUGGUACGGGACAGCAGCCACCCUCUCUAUAUGUUGACACUGUCUGUUAAAACAUGCCGUGGGCCCACAAAUGUUCGCAUUGAGUACAGUCUCGGACGUUACCGUCUAGACUCUAGUUCCCCAUCCAGAUCUAGCCUGCAGUCCUUUUCUGACGUACCCAGCCUUGUACAGCACUAUGUGGGCUCCAGGACCGAGCAGGGAAAAAAGAACGAGGAGUCUGAUCCUGUAUCUUCAUUAACACAAAAGGAAUGUGCCAUGUUGCUUAAACUCAAAAAACCGAUCCAUCGUCCUCAGGCGUUUCCUUCGUUGCAACAUCUUACACGCUUGGUCAUCAACAGACACACUUCAUGUACUGAGGGCCUGCCUCUACCAAAACCAUUACUUCAGUACCUACAGGAUUACCCAUUCCAUCUCUGAUAUUGCCAAGGAAAUGCACACCAUGGCCAAUCACUCGAGAUGGAUAUUAUCAUUCUAUUUAUGGAGGCAAAUGGGGUCUAGAAGCUUAAGUAAGAAUGUUUGGCCAAAAAGAGGUUUGGAUCAAAAGCAAUGUUAUCCAUUUGAAGAGUUGAUCCUUUUAAUGGUCAGUAAGUCUAUCUAGGUAUCUAUACAGGUACUUUGUUUAUACCCAAGGGGGAUUGAGCCAAGACAUAUCCAAAUAUUGACUCAUGGAGAGGCAAGCCAUGAAUCAACUUUGAUGUCAUGCUGCUAAUGCUGUGAGAGCUUAGACCACAGGCUUGGGGUUUAUGAUGAAUUUAAUGUUCAUGAAACUUUGCUGAGGGUCAAAUAACCCCUUGAGUAACUGUUCUAAAUGAGAACACAGCUUGUCGGAAACGGUGAGCACACGAGAAGCACAUAGCUUGGUCUUUAGCACUCUAGAGGCAAGCUUCACUGCACUGCCUUUACUGGAACUGUUUUUCCUUGAAAGAGAAAUGCAAUUAAACAUUUUUGACUAUUUUAAUCAUUAAGAUUUACAUAUUUUUUUCUAUUCCCACAAUGUGGAGUUUAUAUGUAUUUAUGGAUAAAAAUCCUUUCAUUUUAUAAUAAAAUUGACAAUCA